AUGGCCGCAAAGCAGAUAAUCACACUCAUCACCGGCGCCAACCAGGGCGUCGGCUUCGAAGCCGCCAAAAACCUAGUCCUCAGCUCUACCUCACACCAUGUCAUAAUCGGCAGCCGAGAUGCCAGCAGAGGCAGCCAAGCUGUCUCCGACCUGCAGUCUCUGCCAAACAUCAAGGGCUCCCUGGAGACAAUCCAAAUCGACGUGACCGACGACAAAUCCGUCGACGCAGCUGCCGAGAAAGUCGCGACAAAGUACGGCCAUCUUGAUGUGCUGGUCAACAAUGCCGGCGUCAACAAUAUGAACCCAAACCUGCGAGAGAGCAUGCGCGUCAUUCUUGCUACCAAUCUGGUCGGCGUGGCCAGUGUCACCGAAGCCUUUCUGCCCUUGCUCAAGAAAUCGGACGAGCCGCGUUUGGUGCUUGUGAGCUCGAGUGUGGGUUCGAUCACGCAUGCGUCCGACAAGACUUCUCGGUAUUGUAGUCCUGCGGGCACGCCUUAUCGAUGUAGUAAAGCCGGAGUGAAUAUGAUGGUGGCGCAGUAUGGUCAUGCAGUGAGUGCGCAAGGAAAGAGUUUCAAGGCGUUUGGCGCAGAUCCAGGGUUGAACGCAACCAAUUUGAUGGGUGAUGCGGACUCGCUCCGGGCUCGAGGGGCCGUGGAGCCCCAUGUCGGUGGCGGAGUUAUUGCUUCCAUUGUCAAGGGCGAAAGAGACGCAGACGUUGGAAAACUAUGUAGUCUCACUGGUGUUGUGCCAUGGUAA
Molecule: messenger RNA, 756 nt
Organism: Talaromyces rugulosus
Lineage: Eukaryota; Fungi; Ascomycota; Eurotiomycetes; Eurotiales; Trichocomaceae
Exons: 2
Coding region: 1-756 (251 amino acids)
Source: RefSeq, a predicted model, not a curated record